This is a messenger RNA of Belonocnema kinseyi, 4663 nucleotides long. Its product is annotated as pair-rule protein odd-paired. Gene Ontology annotation, molecular function: DNA-binding transcription factor activity, RNA polymerase II-specific; RNA polymerase II cis-regulatory region sequence-specific DNA binding. Gene Ontology annotation, biological process: central nervous system development; regulation of transcription by RNA polymerase II. Lineage: Eukaryota; Metazoa; Arthropoda; Insecta; Hymenoptera; Cynipidae. Bases 564 to 1985 code for a protein of 473 amino acids. Gene Ontology annotation, cellular component: nucleus. The transcript is spliced from 3 exons. The record is from RefSeq and is a predicted model, not a curated record.
CAACUCAGUCCCGCUGUGAACGCAGCAAGGAACGCUACGGAUUUUCUCCCUGCCGCUGCAGUGCACGUGGUACGGCUCUAUCAUAUUAUUUAUCUUUAAAACCCGGCAACUCGUCAUCGCGAAUUUUUCACUUUAUCGGAAAAGUAUAAGCACAUUAUUCAAACACUACUUCACAGUUGUUGCAAAAAUUCAAAGUGUUUUGCUGAAUACUUUAGAAGUCCAAAAAUAGCCCAGUGGAUUUAAACCAUCGGACAGUUUUGAGGUGAUAAAUCCCCUUCGAAUCUAGAUAUCAUUCGUGAAUCUAUAUGCGAUUGUGUUCAUAAUUAGAAAAUGGAUUGGUGCUAAAGGCCAGUGAAAAGUGAGUGACUAUCAGUGAAUUUUGAAGAUCGAGUGCAGAACACUAUUCGGGAAUGAGAGGAGCCUCCACUCUCUGAGAUGAGGACUAUGCUGUAGAUCUAGUUAGUCUAGCUCUCAUAAUUAUAGUAGGUCUAGUUCUUAGAAGGAUAUAGCCACAGUGAGCAAGGCUGGAACUCGUCAGCUAGUCUGGAAGAAACAGACUCAGAAUGAUGAACGCUUUUUUGGACGGUGUGCCUCCACAUCCCCAUCACUUGGCUUCUCUUGGUAUUAAACUUUCCCCUGGCGGGAGUUCCUGUGGAUCCGUAGACGGAAGUAACGGAGUUCAACCAUCCCCUGGCGAUGCGCCAUCUCAACAGCAUCACCACUUCCACCCCCAGGGUUAUCCCCCUCACCACCCUCACCCUGGAUCCCACAUGGGACCUCACAUGGGCCACCACAUGAGUCAUCAUGCAGGAUACGCAGCGCGGGAUUUCCUUCUCCGACGGGAGCAUGAGUUCAAUGCGACGGCUAACCCAACAACUCCCGAGAGUGGAUUGGGACUCUUUCCAUCCCUACAUCACGACGGAACAGCUGGUGGUAUGCAGCAGUUUCCUCAUCACCCUGGUCAACAUCCCUUAUCUGCGGCAAGUCAUUAUCCCGGACAUUACCCUCAAGACAGCAGAUUACCACCACCUCAUCAUCAGUACUUAGGAGGGCCUCACCUGACGCCAUCCAUGCACCAUCAGCAACACCCAUCAGUUAACCAUCCAAGUCAUCAUCCUCAUGGAGCCUUUUUGAGGUACAUGAGAACUGGUGGAAGUACAGGUGGUGGUCAGAGGCAGGAAAUGCCAUGUAUGUGGGUUGACCACGAAACCCCAGCAUCCGGAAGAAAGAUAUGUGGAAAGGUUUUCAACUCACUUCAUGACAUCGUGACACAUCUGACAGUCGAGCACGUGGGAGGACCCGAGUGCACGACGCACGCGUGUUUCUGGCAGGGUUGUUCCAGAAAUGGCAGGGCCUUCAAGGCCAAGUACAAGCUGGUCAAUCACAUUCGGGUGCACACGGGCGAAAAACCGUUUCCUUGUCCUUUCCCCGGAUGCGGAAAGGUCUUCGCCAGGUCGGAGAAUUUGAAAAUCCACAAAAGAACACAUACUGGAGAGAAACCAUUCAAGUGCGAAUACUCUGGCUGUGACAGGCGAUUCGCGAAUAGCAGUGAUCGAAAAAAACACAGUCAUGUCCACACGUCAGACAAACCUUACAAUUGUCGAGUUUCCGGCUGCGAUAAGUCCUACACCCAUCCAAGCUCAUUGCGCAAACACAUGAAGGUGCACGGAAUGACGUUGGGAGAGGGAAAACUUGGAGGUGGAUAUGAAAGUGAAGGUGAAGAGAGCAGCAGUAGUGGUGGGAGUUUAUCAGUAACUGGACACAAUGAGUCACCUCAACCCCAAACAGUUGUAUCUGCAACAACUACGGUAACAACAAAUCCCCCCUCAUCGCACCUCUCAUCUAGAGGAGCAGAACUGACGGAAUGGUAUGUCUGCCAACCACCUGCAGUUGGUUCCCAACACAGCCCUCUGCCAGGUCCACCUCCUCACCAUCUUGGACAUCACUUUAACUCUUUAAUGCAUCAUCAGGCGGCUGCCUACUAGCUUACUUUUCCUAAAAGUUCUGAAAUAACUCUGGAUUGGUAUCACGAUGGAUGUGUGGACCAGACCUGUCCGGAACAAUACUCAUGAUUUAGAAGAGCAUCGGAUGAUCCCAAACAGGGAUGGUCAAAAUCCAUGCAUGAUUCACCAAAUCGCUAAUGAAAAACAGGAUGACUAGUCCUGUUACGCUGAUCCAGAUGAAGAAUGUCUAGCAGUGGGAAUAGGUCAAUUGAAGAUUGGUUGGAUUUAUUUUCGAUGUUCGUCAUCGACGCUUGGCUGUGGAACCUCUUUGCGAGAAUCGAUUGCUUGAACCAAUUGGCUUGAUCGAAACAUUGCACGUCGAGAGAUUCUUGAUCUUUUCCGAUCAGGACUUAUUACUUCUUAUCAUAAGUUAUUAAUUAUAGAAAUGGAAGUUUGAUUCAUGCGACUAUAAGUUUAAAACAUUCGAACAUUUUGAUAAUAUCUGAUUCUCUUUAGUAUACAGAAUGGACCUGUUCAGUUUUAUUACCACUUUUAGAAAUAUUUAAUUAAAAAAAAAGUGUCUGCUAAAAAUUAAAAAAAUAUCUCUAAUUUUGUCAACCAAUAACCAUGAUUCGGAAAAGUUAUAGUGCCUAAAUUAUAAAACAAAACGUGAAUUAAAAUUUCUUAGUUCUACACUGGCACAGAUCAUUUCCAAUGUUCAAGUCACGUUCAAUUUCAAGCCCGAUAUAAUUUUACAAAAUCAUGAUUUGUUUUUGCGAAUAAUUCAUCUACUUCAAGAUUCACGAAAAAAAUUACAAAAAUUGAGUGACUCUAUCAAUUAGACUGUUCCUUAUUCUCUAGCAUAUGAAUGAUCAUAAGCUUUCACCAUCCAAUUUUAGAAAGAUAAAUUACAUGUAUUGUGUACUCUUAAAAAUUGGAAGGUGAGAUAUUAACAAUUCCGAAAAAAAUUUUACUGCUGGUUAUAAGGGCCAUUAAUUGAAUCAUUUUCUUUCUGAUGAAGACGCGAAACUUAGACAGUUUCAAGAUAUUGUGUUAAUUUUUCUUAUGUUUUACCACAGAGAGAAACUCACAUGUAUUUUUGUUGUUCUUAUUUACUUUAUAAACCAAAAUUUAAAACUUUAUUUCUAAACUCUUUUUUUCGUGAAGGAGUAUUAAAAUAUUUUGAUGGAUUUCAUUAUUAUUCAAUGUACAUACGGCGAAGUAUCGUGAGUAUGCCUUAAAGAUCUCAAGUUAAAGAAUGUUAAAGCCAACCUGAAAAUUGUGACGUCAUUCGAUGCAAUACCAAAUAUUUAGAAAAGCUAAAAUUUUCGUACAAAAAUGACUUUUUGAUAAAUAUAAAAUAUCUUGAAAUACAAGCUUGCAAAGAAUUGAUAAUGGUUUCAGUGUAAUGAUUUAAUUAAUAUUAUAUUGCAUUCUAUUAAAUUUAAAUAGAUGACUUAGAUAAUAAUCGAUUAAAUCAUGCAUCUGGGAUUAAACCAAGUUUUUUAAGUUUUCUAAGUUUUCUAAGUUUUCUAUUUCAGAAAAUUAUAUUUGAUCUAAGAUGCCUAUUGUCCUGAAUUGAAUGCUUUUGAGUCGUCGAAUGACUAAAAUGUAUUAUAUAAUACGCAGAUAGAAUCGUAUUGCAGGGGUCGUUAUGAAAAUGGCAUCAGAAGAAUGUACCAGUGCAACCACGUUCGUGCCUCAAUUUACUUCAAACCAAAUAUUGCUAGCCUCAGAUUUUCGAUGUGCACGCGCCCAAUACGCUUCUUUAUAGUCGACACCUGAAAUCUAGUAAUACAAAUUAGGACUUAAUAGUUUUCAUUCCUUUAACAUAUUUUUAUAAUAUUCUUGACGAGACAAUCAUGAUUUGAUUAGUGACAGAAAAAAAGCAUCAUCUACUAUAACUUUAGGUACAAGUUCUAUCAACGUUUCGUUCCCUACUGUAUUUUUCAAAGAAAAAACACGAAAUAAGGAAAAACAAAUAGAAAAAAAAGGAAGAAGAAAGUAUAAUACAUCAUGUGCAAUAUAAAAUUAUUUGUGUCACUCUGAUCCAAUGUCUAAAAUCAAGUUUUGUCAUCAGUGAUUAUUGAGCCAGGAAUAUUAAAGAAAUUGUUGAAGAAAUUAUUGAUGAAAGUGUAUAUAUCUAUGCGAAAAUCUUCGGCGUGCUUUUAUUAUCGUGAUAGCUGCAGAGGAUGUAGAGAGAUCUAAGAAAAAUAUUAUAAUAUAGCAAUUUACAAUUGGCUUAGACAAGUGGCUAUGUAACAUCUUGCACAAUAUUCAUGAAAAUAUUUGUGUACAGCUUAUAUAACCAUUUUGUAAGAAUAUCAAUUGUUAUGUUUAAUAUUUUUACUUGGGUAUUAUUUUCGAAGUGGUGAGAUUGUAAAUACUGUGUGAAAGACUAUGAAAUUAUGUUAAAAUAAGCGAAAAAAACUUGCGCUACGUGUUCAGUGUAAGAUAUGUACUGCGAUUUUUAUUGUGUGAUAUACUGUACAUAAUAGAUAUUUAGAAACUCUAAAAAAUUGAAAAAAGUAUGUGAGAAUAAUUGUAAAGAAUGCCUGGAAGGGUAAGUAAUCCUAAGUAAUUUUAUUGGAAUAAUUAUUAUUUCUCUCUGUUGUGUAUACUGUAUAUGCUUAGCCACUAAAAAGAGUAAUUGAAAACAGCGACUGUACCAUAUAAUAUUUGUUUUUCAAAGAUUCAAAAUAUAUUGAUGAUGCGAGGUA